ACUCAUUUAAGUAAGAAGUAAUUGAUUAUGGGCCAUUGAAUUAUUAGAAGAUAAUGCCGAGGUGGUAAUGUGGCUUUAACGCAGAGCGGAAUGACCGUUAUACACCUCCGGUAUAAUUAUUCAAUAGAACUAGCUAGAGUUAAUUAUUCCAUUUAUGCUAAAGUUACCGCACCUCAACACAUUGUUCAGAAGUUGUAUUUCAAGGUAUUUGUCAUUAAAAUGUUCAAGUAAAUGAUAACCAGUUGUACAGAAUUAUUAGAAAAUAGUGCACACUUGAGGCUUAACUGCUUCAUAAAUAGAUCUAUCUAGCUACACUCUUAAAUAAAGGUCCUUCACAGUGCCAUAGAAGAACGCUUUUGUCUAAAUGGUUCGCAUAUGAAACGCCUUUCUGUUUCAAAAAAGGUUCUUUGUGGUCAAAUAAGGUCCUUCAAAUUAUGAAAAGGUACAAAGGUGGUUUACUUGGUGCUUGUUUGUGAAACAAAAACGUGCGAUAGUGUCCAAAUAGAUGACCCUGACACGCAUAAGACGAUCUAAAACAACUGGUAUAGUUGAUGAAAGUUACGUAUGACAUUUUAGCUAUUUUAAAUACUUAGUUUUUUGCCAGACAUUGAUUGCGUGCCUUAUGCGCAAAAAAAAAAAAGUUAUUAAAAAGUAAAAAAAAUAAUAAUUUCCGGAUUUUUUCCUCAUUUUAAUGUCUCCUUGAAUGCAAUAAGGAGCAUCCGUGAAACAUCAUAUAUCAGCGCAGUGAUUCACGGAUGCACUUAUUCAUACAUUUCAAAGCUGCACGUCACUUGGCAAAAGAAGGCUGUAAGUGAAAUUCAGGGUGUGAAGGGUGUGAGCUGUGGAAGCUUCAGCGCCUCUCCAUCCACGAGUAUUAAACUUGUGAUAUCUGCCUCGUUUUCUAGCGGAUGUAAUCUCAGCGACGGUGAGCCGGCGCUAUUGACGAGAAGGUUUCGAUAAAUAAUAUCCGUUAGAAGCGCAUUGGUGGCCACGGAGGAGAAAAGGCGGCAGAUUGGAAAAGGUAGAUGCUCCAGAGAUGGGGAGGAGAGAGAGAGUGGGUGUGAGGAGGCGUGAGGACGCUUUAAGAAAACUUGUGGCACGUGUUUGGGUUUAUUUUUCGUCAUUCGCUCUGAUGGAUUUAUCCUAGUUUUGGCAUCUCUGCUCCUUUGUGGGCCUGUUUGGCGUUUGACAGCACGCGAGAUGGGCUUAAAAGAACUUAAACAGAAAUAAUAUGAGCUCAGAGAAUACGGAUCGGGUUUGAUCAUAAUGAAUCACGAUGAAGGAAGAGAAUCGUAUUAUCGUGUGCAUGAUUCCCAGAUGUCUGCGGCAUGGAUGGACCCGGAGAACUCAACGGCUCUUCGCGUGCUUCCGAAUAUUACAGAGGGCACUACAUCCAGCCCAAAUCUUGAUGUGAUUGCAUCUAGUCCAGAUCUUCAAUGGCUUCUGCAGUCCUCUCUACUUUGCCAAUCAGAAACCGGCUUGGGAACGUUCUGCUCUUUUCCCAGCACCAUGCCCAACUGCCCCUGUUUGUCCCAGAGCUCCAGUCCUGACCUGUCCUGUAACGGAGCAGUUGGGGACAGUUCAGCUACACACGCUAACAAACAUAUGUCCUCUGAGGAACUUGACAGGAUAAGGAUCCGCAGGGAAAGGAACAGAGUAGCAGCCGCCAGGUGUCGGGACCGUCGUCGGAUGCUAAUAGACACGUUACAGAAUGAGACAGAUCAUUUGGAACACGUGAAGACUCAGCUGGAGGAAGAGAUCGCUGCUCUUGAAAGGGAGAGAGAGAGGCUGGAGUUGGUGUUCGAGGCGCAUAUGCCCAUCUGCAAGUUAAACCCAGAAUAAAUACUGAUGCUGGUCGUGUUUAGUGCUGAGUCUGCUGGUUCAGAUCGGCUGUGGAUUAUAUAACGUAAUAGGCGUAUAUUUGUUAAAGAAAGCGCAAUGUUAAAAUCUAUUUCAGUGAUACCUUGAGAAUUAUUAUCUUGCAUGCACUAUUUGGGUUAAUUCUUUUCAUAAUAAACCAUUGUUUCAAAUGUUGUCGUUUCUCUAGCAAAUGUUUUUGUGCCAUGAGUGUAGCAACAGGUGUGGACUUUGAUUGGG
Molecule: messenger RNA, 2097 nt
Organism: Puntigrus tetrazona (Sumatra barb)
Lineage: Eukaryota; Metazoa; Chordata; Actinopteri; Cypriniformes; Cyprinidae
Gene: fosl1b
Product: FOS like 1, AP-1 transcription factor subunit b
Exons: 4
Coding region: 1267-1842 (191 amino acids)
Biological process (GO): regulation of transcription by RNA polymerase II
Cellular component (GO): nucleus
Molecular function (GO): RNA polymerase II cis-regulatory region sequence-specific DNA binding; DNA-binding transcription factor activity, RNA polymerase II-specific
Source: RefSeq, a predicted model, not a curated record